AUGGUCGUAUACGAAUGGAGCGAUAUGCAGUAUCUUGGGAAAGUUACAUCCGACGUGAACGACUUGCCUCAGAAGACGUAUGUUUGCACGUCUGACGCUAUCAGAGGAGGCUACUGUGAAAAUUCACAACUCGGACGAUUCAUUGUCGAUCUUCCCACUGGAAAGUCUCUAAACGAAACUAGCUUCUGGUCGGCGAGGGUGAACUUCCCCCAAAAUGUAACUGCUUCGUCCCUGUUUCCGUCGUCGGACGCUGCCUCUACUAGUGGAUUUUGGAAUAAUCCUGAGGGCAACCCUACACCUCCUGGGAGUAAUUACACAUCAUCUUGGCGUAGGAAUGCCGAAGUACAUUCCAAGCGACAGGGAUUGAAUCCCAGUCCAUCUGGCAUUCUGACCUAUCACCAGCCCAUUCAAUAUAAAGUGCGUAAGACUGGGUAUUAUUGUGUCGCGAUUGUCCCAGUCACGGUCUUGUCGAACAUUCCUCGUCAAACUUCCACCGAUGUCCCUUAUCACCCUUUAUAUACCGGCACCGUACUAUUCCAAAAUACGUUUGAUGGCAAGCUUCCGGCGACGGACUAUCCUAAAGUCAAUUUUUACUUUGCAAUGUUCAUCGUUUAUUCAGCCGUCGCUUGUGGCUGGGCAUGGCUCUGUUACAGGAAUUUUCAAGACCUGCUCCCUAUUCAGUAUUACUUGUCUAGUCUCUUGGGUUUCCUCAUUAUCGAGAUGGUAGCAAAUUGGGCAUAUUAUCGCUAUCUGAAUGCUCACGGAAGAGGGGCUCCGUCCACUGUCUUCCUCAUUGUCGUGGCUAUCCUGGACGCCGGACGUAAUGCGCUCUCUUUCUUCUUGCUGCUCGUCGUCUCUCUGGGUCUGAGUGUUGUCCGCGAAUCUCUCGGAAAGACGAUGUUAAGGUGCCAAGCAUUGGCUGUUGCUCAUUUUCUAUUCGGCGUUUUGUAUGCCGUGGGCAUUGUAGAGCUUGAGCUGCAAUCCACCUCAGCUUUGGUCUUGCUGCUCUUCGUUAUCCCACUAGCAUUCACACUCAGCGGCUUCUUGCUGUGGAUCUUAUAUGCUCUCAACUCUACUAUAUCGCAAUUGGCCGCCCGAAGGCAGCACUACAAGCUGUCCAUGUUCAAAUGGCUGCAUCGUAUCCUAUUGCUGACUGUGUUGGUCAUUGCGGUCUUCUUCGUCGUGUCAUCUUUGACGUUCUCUGGGCGGCUCGCCGAAGAUUACGGCUCGAAGUCGUGGAGGGUGCAAUGGUGGCUGCUUGACGGCUGGCUGGCACUCCUCUAUCUUGUCGAUUUUAUUUCUAUCGCAUAUCUUUGGCGACCGUCGCCUAACAACAGAAGAUAG
Messenger RNA from Fibroporia radiculosa, 1344 nucleotides. RefSeq lists its product as uncharacterized. The transcript has 10 exons. Lineage: Eukaryota; Fungi; Basidiomycota; Agaricomycetes; Polyporales; Fibroporiaceae. Gene Ontology annotation, biological process: retrograde transport, endosome to Golgi. Gene Ontology annotation, cellular component: membrane; Golgi apparatus. The coding region runs from base 1 to 1344 and encodes 447 amino acids. The record is from RefSeq and is a predicted model, not a curated record.